CUCCGUGAGCAGAGCUUCAGCUGCGUUACCGCUGCUUACCACUCUGCACUACGGAGGAUCUUAAGCCAGAAACCUCUCGAAAUAGAACCAGGGGAACUCCCCUGGCCAAAAUGAAAAACGAAGGACCUCGCCUUACUGCUUAAUGCUCAUUCCCGAUUAACCCUUUUUUAGGCGAGCUCCGUGUGGUGCGCGUGUCUCCCGGCCCGGAAAGCGCGGGCCGCAAACCCUUCCUUGUCUUCAGCGGUUCUUGCAGAGCGAAACGCACGAAAGAAGCAGGCCGUCUCUGCGGAAGCCCAGACCAGACGAACCUCCCGCCGCCCGGGCUCCUCCUCUUCUGUCUUCCCGGCUCCUCCCACUCUCAACCGGCGGGCUCCAAGCCCCGCCCCGCCGCCCGGCUGGUUCCUGACUGCUGCUGCUUGCUGUUGCCGCAUGUUAUUUCGUGCCGUUGCUGGAGGAGCUGGAAGAUGGCGGAGCCGGGGCCGGACUGCAGCUCGCUUCUGGAUGAAGACCUCUCCUCCUUCGUCUUCAACUAUCUCACCGACAGCCAGUAUGAAGUGUCUGGUGAGGAGCACCUUUAUUCUGAUUUCCCAGAGAUCGAUUUGUCCCAGUUGGAUGCCAGUGACUUUGACUCAGCCAAUUGCUUCAGUGAGUUGCAGUGGUGUUGUGAGCGCUCCGAAACAGAGUCCAGCCAGUACAGUACAGAUGACUCUGAGCUUUUUCAGAUUAUAGACAGCGAGAAUGAAGCGCUGCUGGCGGCUCUCACCGAGACACUGGAUGACAUCCAGGGAGACGACCUGGGUCUGGCUGCCUUCGGAAAUAUGGACGAGGGGGACAUGCCCAACAGCGGCUGCGCAUCACCUGCCCCCUCUCCCAAACCUGCUGCCCCUGUCCCGAGGGGGCCUCCUCUGGCCCCAGAGGUUGAUGAGCUGUCUCUAUUGAAGAAGUUGCUCCUUUCUCCGUCCAAUAUGCCUCCAAGCUAUGAGGUUCAGAAAGAGGGGAGUGUAUGGCGUCAAGGAGCUCCCAAAUCCAGGCCCCACCGUCCCUGUUCAAAGGUGGAAGGUAUCCGAGACCGAAAGUCAAGCUUCCUCCAGGCUCAGAGUCGAAGCUGCACCGAGCUUCAUAAGCACCUCACCUCCAUCAGUGCACGCUGCCCACACACGAAAGAUGAGUGCCAUGGUGGCAGUGAGCCCCAAAGACAUUGUGUCCACAACGGAGAGGACAGCGACUCCAGCGAAGACAUGCUGAAUUGCAGUAACUUUGCGGCAACUCCACCCUCUUCCUCUGAGGAAGGCGUUGGGGAGAAGGAGCUGAAUGCUGCCGUGGAGCUCAUCCGCUACAUGCACACCUACUGCCUUCCCCCCAGAAAGGUGCCCCCCACAGACCUUGAUGGUGCGAAACAUCAGCAUUUUCAUAGCCCCUCCAAAAGAGCCAAGCCAGAUUGCCCCCUGCAGCGGCCUCCACUCUGCCCCUCCAACUCUUGGCAUCUCUCAGCAGGCUGCAAACAGCCCAGGGCCCCCUCUGCUGAUUUCUCCAUCCUGAAGGAGCUGCUUGCCAGAGACCUCCCGUGUGAUGUGAGCAAGCCAUACAGGUUGGCCAAGCCCGUGUACGCCUCCUUGGCCAGGUCACAGCCUCCCAAAGCUCCACGGCCUCCACCCCUUCAGACUGGAGGGGAAUCUCUGCAGAUGUGCAAGCCUGCAGCCAAAACACCACCAGAAGUGAAAACUGAGCCCAGGCAGAGCCCCCAAAUGGAGCCUGAAGCUAAGAAAGAGACUGGCAGCCCUGCAGAAGAAGAUGGUGCAAAGCGGGUGACUCUCCCGGCCCACCUAGCCUCUGGGAAAGGGGGCCGCAAGCAGGAGAGCUCUUUCUAUGCUGUGCGGCGCUCAAAAAGACUCAACCCCGAGCUUAGUCUCUGGCUUUCGUUCCUUGACCAGCCUCCCCUAGAUCCUGCUGUGCCCGCAGCGGCAGCAGGGAACAAGUUUCCCUCCACAGAUCUGUCCCUGUGCUCCUCCCUUCUGCAAAACUUUGAUACAGAAGCACCAGCAGCAGAGGUUGAAGUGAGUGGCACAGGAGAGGUGGAUGGCAGGUACCAGAGCCUCCCGAUGGAGUUGCAAACCCCCUCGCCAGAGAGCUCUGGGGAGAGCGAAGUGUGCGAGAUAAAUGAGAGCCAGUGCUGCGCCCUCCUGCAUCAAACAGAAGCACCAAGGUGUCUGUCGCUGCCCUUGGCGCAAACAGAACCGGCAUUUGGAAAGUGCAAUUUUGAGCAAGUGCUGACCGUAGAGCUGUGUGGCACUGCAGGUCUCACACCACCAACUACUCCACCAUACAAGCCUUCAGAGGAGGACCUGUACAAGCCAGACAUUCACCAGAGGCCAGGAAAGGAGACUGCUGUCAUCACCACCUCUGAGCCACAGCCAAUGACAGGGGAUGGGGCAGCCUCUAGAAAGCACCAGAAGAAGCACCCAGUGCGGACUGAACUGUACGCACACCUGUGUCGGGCUGCCACCCAUCCGUCCCACCCAGAGCAGCAUGGGAUGCUGAAGCGCCAUUUCUCGCGCUCGUUUGGUGACCAUGACUAUUGCCAGGUCUUGAAGCCUGAAGCCUCCCUCCAGAGGAAGGUGCUGAAAUCCUGGGAGCCCCUGCGCCAUGUGGAAAGCCAACACAAGCGAAGGGUGUCUGAUGUGCAUUAUCAUCAUGCAGAUCAGGAGGGUGUUGAUGGGACCUCAUCCAAGGAGGGAAGCAAACAGCUGAGGGACCAGGAGAUCAGAGCCAGCUUAACAAAACACUUUGGGCUCUUGGACAGCGCCCUUGAUGCUGGGGAGACAGCCUUCUGCAAGACUCCUGAAUACGACACUGUCUUUGAGGACAGCUGCAGUGAGAUUGGUUCCCCAUUGGAGGAGGAGGAAGAGGAAGAGUGCUGCACAAGUCCACUGGAAUCCAAGAUGUGUCCAUACAAGAAUCCUCUUUCUAGGGCUGGUUUGCACUAUUGCUCCCAAAGCAGGUCCAGUUCUGAGUCUUCGUGCUGCAGGUCCAGAUCUCCAGCCAGCAGAUGCGGAAAUGGCAAGCGGUGUCAUGAUGGAACUGUGAGCAACCAAGGGCAGAUGGCGAAGAGAAGAGAAAAAGCCAUUGGAGAAGGCCGAGUAGUGUACAUCAGAAACCUUGCCAGCAGUAUGAGCUCCAGUGAACUGAAGAAGCGCUUUGAAGUGUUUGGAGAGAUUGUUGAGUGUUGCGUUUUGACCAGGAAUAAAAGAUUCCAGUACAGAGGAGUCUUCCCCAGCUCCAUUAAAAAGCAAAUACGAAACCAUGGAUUUCGACAGCCUGCUGCAGGAGGCCCAGGAAAGCCUGCAUCGGUAACAGCCUUAACCUUUGAGGAAUACCUCAAUACCUCAGUCAAGGCACUUCCAAUAUGUUUACGUUUUCAAAGAAAUGAUUAAGUAUACAACAAGAACGAGAGAGAGAGAGAGACUGCUGUCCCUUUAAAUUGAUGUUUACAUUGAACAAGCUGCUUCUGUCUGUGAGUCCCCAUGGUGUUGAUGUUCCACUGCCACACAUUAGUAUCUUUGCUUCUGACUGGUUGUGUUAGGAUGAGCCUGCAAAAGCCUCCUGUCCCCUUCUUAUCCACCCCUUUCCCUCUUCCCCACUUCCACCAUGGAGUUGUAGCUUUGUUCACCAUGACUUUUUUUUCUUUGUCUGUAGUGUGUGAUGAUGAAAUUGUUAAUUGUGAAUAGAAUCAGGAUUGUAAACUAAUUUUUAAUAGAAGAAAGAAAUAUAUACUUAUAAUGUAUUUAUGGCUCAGAUGUACUGUAAUUCAGAUUUAUUGUACCGCUUCCUUGAUUUUUAACUAUGCACUGUAAUGAGGCACUUGCCCCUCAGCAGAUGUGGCCCAUCCAGAAGAAUGCCCCUUCAAUUGGUGGCUCAGUUGAAAUUCAUUUCCCCUCCCUGGUGGAGCAUUCAGCCCUGCCCUUGAUGAAUCAAGGUGUUGCUGAAUGAGGUUCUGCUAUUGCCAUAUAAACCAUUCUUUCCAUUUGUAUGGACUGAAUUCUGGGAUCGCCCCUUCGCAAUUGUUGACGCCAUGAGACACAGCAUGCUGUGGUUCCACAGUCCAGGGCUGGCUCUGGGUUUAUAGGAAUGUAGGUCUCAGAUGGCAACUUUUUGAGAGUAAAAUGGGGGGGAGGUGGGAGAGAGGAAAAGUUUGUAAAGGUAGGGUGUGCAUUUCUCCCUUCUUUAUGCUGGAUUGGCAGUGGUCACAAGGUAGUGAAGCUCCAUAUGCCUUCCAAAGCAGGGAAAUGAUACUGUACAUUAAAAAAGGCCAAAGACCUAUCUAGUUCAGCAUCCUGUUUCCCACUAUGGCCAACCAGACACAGCUGGGAAGUAGAGUAUGAUGGCAAUGGGCAUCCCUUGCUGCUCUUCAGCAGCUAGUACUCAAGAGGUAAAGAGCCUCAAAUCCUGAAAGCUACAUAUAGCCAUCACGACUAGGAGGCAUUGAUAGGCUUAUCCUCCAGGAGGCUAAGUCUAUGGUGAGACAGAAUGUUUGAGAGCCACCCCCAGAAGGAAUAUGCCAAAAAGUUCCUUAGCAUUGCAUAUACUAUGUAAUGAUAGCAGUGGUUGUUUCAUGAGGUCUCAUUAAACACGAUGUGGGAGUUUGAGGUGGAGGAACAUGGAGUAAUUCCUUCACAGUCAUACAUCAGAUCACUAGUAGCCUCAGGAAUAGUUUUUUUUACCCAUCUGGUCACCUAACCAAAGCAAAAUGUCCUGUCUCAUGGGCAAUACCUAACAGAAAAGGGUCAAAGGAUUCCUUGCACCUUGGGCUGGGCAUAAGCUCACAGCUAGCUAGUAGCACAUGGCUCAUCAGCUGAGCAUCCCUGCCCCAUUUUGAACACUACUCUCCUUAUGAGUGGAAUUGAAGAAGCCAUAAAACAUACAGUCAUUGCUAUAAACUCUGUGAAAUGACUUCCCCACACUCCCUCUCUCCCACUCGCUAUCAGGAAAGACUUGGGUGUCACUGCCUAUUUGUUGUGGCCAUUCCAUUUGACGUCCUCGUGGCUCUGAUCUUGUGCCCUGUUUUCUUCCUCCCACCCUUUCUUCACUGGCUUCUCAUGGAUUCACAAACAUGGGCAGAGGAUGUGUGCAAGCCUCCUGCUCAGAAAACUGAAUAAACGACACUACACACAACUGCCACAGUUGUUACAUUCUAAAGCAACUAGGAACUUGCCACAGUAUACUGUGCUAAAUGCAGAACUUGUAGUAUCACUGCUUUUGUGCUGUACUUUGAAGUAAUGUCCAGGAACUUGAGAGGCAGACCAAGAAACCAGCAGAUGCACCAAGAGAUAGCAUUUUCUGGUGGGGACCAAAUAACUUUACUAAGACCUUCAUUAGUCACCAUGUCUUUGGUUUAUUUUCUACAAAAAGGCAAGACCUCCAGCACUCAGCCAUACCAUGUAGAUAGAAUACAACAGCCUUAAUUCUGCCAAUAGAUAGGUUAUCCUCUCUUAAGGUCUCUCUGGCAUUGGCCUGUCUUCGAUUUAAAUGGAAAGGCACAAAUUGUCGAAGACCUUGGCAACUGCUUGGCUUAGGUCUAACUCUUGUCAUCCAAAGGUUUAUCUGCCUGACUCAGUAAGAAUCACAGAAACAUGGUGUCAGAAACACCAUGAAUGAGGUCAAGGAGUCAGCUACAUGUUAUCACAUAAUAUUUGACAGUUUCUGUCUUUUCAUGUGGAGCUUUUAUAACAACAGUACUUUUUCACAUGGUAAUGUCACAAUUUCACGUUGUUGACAAAAAUCAUUGUCACUGUAUUGACUGCUUAAAUGUUGCUUGCACCACCUUUGUUUAGAAACUUACUAAUAGAUUACAAGGCUGUUAGAUCCUCCCUUGAUCAGCCCACAGCAAGUCUGUCCCAAACAAAGCAUCUGCUAUUGACAAGUGCCUCAUUGUAGCUCUGCCUUUUUCUGUCCUAGUAUUUCCUCACCACAAUGAUGUUUACAUGUGAUUGCUAUAGAGCUUACUGUAGAAUGUACAUAGCGACACAUUUAGGGUGGGUAGGACUGUUGUGUCCUGUCCUGUGCUGUACUGAUGUUUUCAGAGAACAAGUGAACAGAAAACAAAAACAAAAACCAGUGGUAACCACCCCAACAACCAGUAAGUGGAAUUCUUCCAUCUCCUGGCUUGGUUGCAAGGGUAGAUCAAAGUUCACAGCUGGCUUUGGUCAGAGAGAUGGAAAAUGCAUCAAAUUUUAAGCAUGUUGAAAGUGUGGAAUGCAGCUGCGGAGGAGGAGGAGCUGUUCUGCUAUCUAGAAUGAGCUGCCUUCAGUGUAGAGUACUUGCAAACAUGGGUUUGUACUUAAUCUAGUUGUAUAUUUCAAGUUACUUUCAAGAGGCUGGACUUGCCAAUGAUAUUAGAGCAUGCAAGCGCAUGCAAGCGCAUGCAUAUUGAGGAGGGAGGAAGAUCCUGUAACGCACAUGGCCUCUCAAACCUAGGUGUAGGGAGAGGUGCAAUAAGUGGUCUUUGUGUUGCCUGAAGCCUAUAAAAUAUUUAUUUUAUUUUAUUUUUUGCAAGAAACUUCACGAGGACUUUAUGCAAUACGCACACAUGCACCAACGCACACCUGCAUAGGGGAAAGGUAAUGGCGGGGCACUGAGCCCCUCUGACAGCAGCUGGCCCCAGCAACAGCUGUGAAUCCAUUACGGUUGAAUGUAGAACCUAGCAAUAUGGCUUGAAAAGCACACACAUCUAGCGCUGGUUACACAGGGGGAACAGCAGUGUGAAAAAUCUUGGCUUUUACGUACACUUUCCAUAGUUUGGAAAGUUGCUCCAUGUACUAUGGGAGAGGACUUUAGGCUGCUAGUCUGUAUCAGAGUAUAUUCCUGGAGGGACAGAUUACCCUCAAGAUCCUUCAUUGUGCAGAGCAGCAAACUGCAGUGUCACAUGCACACUGCAGGAAGUAGUUCUGAGAUGCUGAUGGCAAAAAGCUCGAUUUUGCACAGCACAGGAAUUGUGGAGGUCCUGUUUUGGACCCACAUGUCAGAUCAGCAUGGUGGAUCCUUUUAUCACAUAACUUGUGGCUCACCAAACCACACUCAGCUGCCAGCCAGCUAGAGGCUUGAUAAGCCUCUUUGUGCUUCCUGUCUUGAACAGGGUGGAGAUCAGAGUAUCUUGCAGGCCUCAAUAGAUGGCUGGUGUGCUGUGGCCAGCUUGGUGGGUUCUGCAGUCCUGGUCAUACUAUGGGGACAAUAGCAGGCUGUGGAGUGGGGUGGCAGCACUCAUCUGAUCUCCCUGCAUCUGAGCCACUGCUGCUUACCAGGAGGAGCAAGGCAGCAGGGUGGACUGGCGGAGCCAAUAUGGCACUCCUGCCGGUGGAUUUGCACUGCACCAACCUCCCUGCUGCCUCACUCCUCCCCCUCUCCUUUGCGGUAAGCAGCAGUGACUUAGCUGUCAGGAGGACAGGUGAGCAUUGCCACCCCACCACGUUAUCUGCUAUUGUGUCGGGAGCUACCUUGGAAGCCCCUAGUGCAGUCCUCACUUAUGUAUGGAGCCACUAUAUGUCUACAGCCUGUAGAACUCCAUUCGGAGCUGGGAAGGGGAAAGAAAAGGUUAUUCCUUCUUUAGGACUGGGGAAUUAACAUGAGCUCUACAUUUUGCUAUAGCCAUCACUGCCGCUACCAUAUUUGGGCAGAUUUCAAUCUUGGUGCAGUUCAGCUCAUUUUGACUUCAUAGGAGGCAGCAGGUCGAGGCCCUCUGGCUAAGAAAAAUGGCAGAGGGCUGCCUAUCAGCUAGAGAAGGACAUUCAUUACCUUAAGGUCGCUUCCUCUAUCCCAUUUAGAAAGAGCAUGCUCCUGUGCUUCUCACCACCACCGUAGACUUUUGCAAAGUCUGUCUAAUUUACUCCCAUGUUCUUUCUUUUCUUAAUAAUAUGCAUAAAGCCAACAGCCCCCAUGUUCAAGGGGUAGGCCGAGCCAUAACAAUGAGUAGCAGCAGAAUAAACCAAGCCCUUGUGAGAUCAGGUGAGAAACCAAAAAAAGGGGGGGAAAUCAUUUUCCAGGGUGUUUCGGAACAAGAGGGUGUAUUAAGAAAGGCAAUCAUGAGGGAGACAUUUAUAUUUUGAAUAAACAGAAUUAUCUGUAUAUAUGUAGGGGUGGGUGUGGGUGUAGGUGUGAUUGAAAGAGAAAUUCCUCCUAACUUUUUUUAAAAAUUAGGAAAAAUACCUUAAUGAUAGGAAUAAGUCAUAAGCCAUUUCCUUAGCCUUGGCCCUUUUAAUAAUCAUCUUUUUAUGUGAAACAUAAAUCUGUGUUGCGAAAUUCAGCAUCUGGACAAAGAGGCAAACACUAGCAUCAGAAAAAGACUGCAUGCGGAAGAGCUUGGGUUCCAAAUGUUAACUGAAAUAUUCAUCCCAUCUUCUACCUCCAUGAAACUCUCAUGUCAGCUUUGUCUUGUGUGUCCAUGAUUAGCAUCUUAUUUUCUCAGUAGCCCAUGUCAAAAAGCCUUAGAGGAAUCAGAGAGUGAGGACUCUUUUAUUUUCAUUUGUCAGGUGAAAAUAACAAGGCCUUAUCUGUAGCUGAGCAUUUCCUCAAUUUGUUCUUACAGCAGGGUAGUCUUUUUGUGACACACUUUAGCAAUAUAAGGAUUCAAAGCCUUCUGCUUUCCAUUCUUUUCUUUGUUGAAGAUGCUGCAAAGAAUUGUUUGUUUAGGCCUCAUUCUCAUUUGCAUACUUUUUGACAAUUUCCCCAUACAUCAUUUUUAUGUGACUACUGGCUCACUCAUAAAAAAAAUCAUGUAUGUGUGAUUGUAGGUACCUCCUUGCACUUAAGGCACAAUGCAUCCUUUCCCCCCAAAUAACCUGGGGGUUUAUGCUUUCCACAUUUUAUAGCUGGAAGUCUACCAUAAGCAAUGGAUGAAAGAAAUGUACUAGAAGUGAGCAGCUAUGAUGAAGUAAAACUAAUUUAUUCUAGAAUAAAUGCUACAAAUAUGUAACAAGUACACAAGCAUUACUGCAUGUGAGGCACCUUAAUGAAGUGAUAUCAAUGGUUAGGUUGUCACUGACAAUCUGUAUCUGAGCUUUCCAUGUGAUUGAAUGCAUCUCCAUACACUACCUACACAUGGAAAAUUAACAUGUCAGGAAGAAGGUAAUGUGUAGAAUCUCAGUGAAAACUAGACUGAUAUCUCCCAGUGUUAAGGAGCAAGAUAUCCAAUUCUGGCUUGUGAAUUUCUGGGGAAAAAGACAGCAAAGUAUAUUGUCACCCUAAUAUUAAAUUUAAGAUCAGUGAGGCAGACGACAAUAUACCACGUGCAUCAGCCUUAGGCUCUCUGUCCUUGGAAUGCAUGGCAUAUGACAAGUGAUGGGGAACCUGUUGGACUACAACUCCCAUCAUCCCUGACCAUUGCCCAUGGUGGUUGGGGCUGAUGGCAAUUGGAGAUCCCCCUCCUUGGCAUAUGUCACCCCAGGCUAUGAUCCAAUGUGCACACCAAGCUCUGCAAAAACAAGGAAUGCUCUGUUUUCUUCAUUGUUCGGGAAUUCUGCUUUUCAAAGCAUUUCACAACACUGAAGAGAAUGGGUAGCCCAGUUUGCACUGAGCUCUAUGUGCAUAAGAAUGCACCAGAACCACUGGACUGGAGGGCUGAAUUUUUCAAAGGGUCAUUUUACAUUGAAGUUUUUUUUAAAAUGUCUCAGAAACAUUUCCCAUUUCCUCAUGGAAGAAUUUAUAUAUGAAGUAAAUAGCAAGACAAACCCCUGGAGAGUCUAGUUAUAAUAUAGCCCUUGGUGCUUGAAGAGGCAUUAUUUAUUAGGAAGGUGAAAAAGAAUGAAUUAAUACCACUGAUUGCGGCGUGUGUUUAUGAGUGUAUGUGAGCCAGAGAGAGUGAAGGAGACUAAAUUGAUGCAUUUCUUAAGAAAGGUAUAAGAAUUUCACCUAAAAGAGGGGUACAUUUGCUAUGUUAUUUAUAAAUAAAAACUAGAUUUUAUCUUUUUUGUUUUUUGUUUUGAAGAGGACACUGCUAAUAAUUAGAAGGAGCCAGUUCAGGUUCUCUUUUACAUGUAUUAACUAAGUGGUAACUUACUACUUGGUAAGUAAAAGCAGCAGGAUUGACCCCUUUCAUAAUCGAUAAAAUCAAGUUUUUCGUUUGCAGUUUUUUUAAAAAAAAAUAGUAGAGGAUUUUUAUAUUUCACUUAAUCCCCACAUUCUGUUGUGUCCUUAUUUAUGUAUUAUACUUUAACCUUAAUUGGCAUAGAUUCUUAUGCCUCUCCCUUGUUACUGUCAUUUUUUAAAGAAAUAUUUCUUUCUAGUGUGAUUUCAAUGUCUACCUUCUAAAUGAGAGAACGUUUUCUUGUAUUUUUACAUUGUCAGAUUCUAUAGUUUCGUAGAUGAUUUAACCAAAUUGCUCAAUGUAUUCUCUAUAUCUAUCUGGUGGGUAUACAAAAGUUCUAUUUUAAAUUGUGUAAAUACUUCAGAACUGGCUUCUUUUUGAAACUCCCAUGCUGUGGAGUUACUUGUUUACAUCACAAAGACUGUAGAAUCUCUACAUUCAUGUACUGUAAAUAGUGAAGUGAUCUGCCUAUAAAUAAAUAAA
Rhineura floridana is the source of this 10555-nucleotide messenger RNA. RefSeq names its product PPARG coactivator 1 beta (gene PPARGC1B). The transcript has 11 exons. Gene Ontology annotation, biological process: positive regulation of transcription by RNA polymerase II. The record is from RefSeq and is a predicted model, not a curated record. Gene Ontology annotation, molecular function: transcription factor binding; RNA binding. NCBI's taxonomy places the organism in Eukaryota, Metazoa, Chordata, Lepidosauria, Squamata, Rhineuridae. Gene Ontology annotation, cellular component: nucleus. Bases 465 to 3431 code for a protein of 988 amino acids.